UCUUAUGCUCGUUCCGGGGCGCCGCUGUCAGGCACUGUGCACCGUACGCUUUCUGUCGGUGAGACACACACUGAGUGAUGCGCGACCAGCCAGCACCAUCCCUCACAAAUCCCAAACGGAGGUGACUUGAUCAGCAUAUGACAUUCUCCAGGUCAUCGCCUGGAGCAAACAGUAGAGCUGCUCUGCCUACCUACGGAUAUCAGAUCAAUCCAGUAACAAUGCAUGGCCUCUAAGCCGUUAGCCAUGGCUCAUAGGAAGAGGCCGGGGACCAGUGGAGGAAACAGUAUGGCUGCUCCAGGCCCCGCCCCCUGUCCCACCCCUCAUCCUACAGAGUCAUGUGAUCUGAAAGCCCUCCCCCCUAGGCAACGCCCAGUCCGCUACCCCAAAGAGCCUCAUGAUCUGAAACCACUCCCCCGUUCCUGUAAGGCACAAUAUUCUUCCCGCAAGCCUCAAGACAUAAGUCACAGUCAUCCAGAAGUGGAUGUAGAUGCAGAGGUUGAAGUGAAGCGGUACAGCAACCAAGCAGAACCAGAACUGGAGGACCAGCGGCCAGCAACACCCUCCACGCCAGAACAUGAGCAUGACCAAGAUGACCAUGACCGGGCAGACUUCCAUGGUGGAGCUGACAGCCUGGACGAUGACUCCAGCUCUGACUACAUUAAUAACACCUCUGAUGAUGAAGAGGACUAUGAUGAUGGGCUCGCAGAGGAGGAUGAAGGUGUGACUUACUACAUCCGCUACUGCCCAGAGGACGACAGUUACCUGGAAGGUAUGGAUUGCAGCAGCCAGGGAGACUGCAACCACAGCCACAGUCAGGGGAACUGCGCCAACACCGCGCAGCCGGGCGGAGCUCACACCGAUGAAUGUCAGGAGGCUGUGGAAGGGUGGGCCGAGGAGGGCGAGGGUGAGGGGGAGGUGAGAGAGGAAGAAUGGGUGGAAGAUGAGGAGGGAGAGGGGGGGGAGGUUCGCUGUGAGGUGGUGGAGCAAGAUCCGGAUGAACAGAUAUACAAUGGAAGACCAGAACCCAUCCUGGACCAUCACCAUCACCACCAUCUCCACCACCAACCCCCCAUGCAAGACACCCUGCACACCCGAGAGGAAGAGGAGGAGGCGGAGAGCGAGGAGUACUGCCCUAAUGAGGAAGAAGACGAGGAAGGUGACGAGGAGGAGAGACAUGGGAGGGCCUACACUGGUGACUACUAUGCCCCGGAGGACAAUGGGAACUCAGUGCGAGUCUCUCCGUACCGUAGCCGUAAGGUGCUGGUGGUAGAGGGUGAGACAGGGGAGGAGGCGGAGGAGGACAUUGACCAAAUUGUUGCGGAGAUCAAGAUGAGUAUGAGCAUGGGGAGUCUAAGCAGCGGCACUGACCAAAGCCCAGAGGAGCUGGCGCAGGACCCUGCACCAAGUGACUACCCUCACCCCAAGCCUGACCCAGCCCCCUACCCACCAGUUCACCAUCGCCACGACAGCAGGCCCAAGUCCCUGAACCUGCCCUCCAUGCACCACAACAACCCUGACCUCCAGAGGGGCAUCAAGGCACAUGCACGCUCCCCUGAGGACAGACAGAGAUGGCAACCGGAGCAGGUGAGCAAUGGUGCAGAGCAACCCAGAAAACAGCAGCGCUCCGACCUCAACGUUCCCCUGGAGAACAACAAUGUACCAGAGCCAACAAAGAAGGUUGCAUCGUUUCCCAGCUUUGUCGAUGUCCCAGGACCCUGUGAACCCGAAGACCUGAUUGAUGGAAUUAUCUUUGCUGCUAACUAUCUGGGCUCCACUCAGCUGCUGUCUGAGAGGAACCCGUCCAAGAACAUACGCAUGAUGCAGGCCCAGGAAGCUGUCAGCAGGGUCAAGAGGGUACAGAAGGCUGCCAAAAUCAAGAAAAAGGCGAGUGCAGACGGAGAUGCUCAAACCCUCACCGAGGUCGAUCUGUUCAUCUCCACCCAGAGGAUCAAAGUCCUCAACGCGGACUCACAGGAAACGAUGAUGGACAACGCUCUCCGCACCAUAUCCUACAUUGCCGAUAUUGGGAACAUCGUGGUCUUGAUGGCGAGACGCCGGAUGCCACGCACAGCCUCCCAGGACUGUAUUGAAACUACACCCGGGGCACCCGAGGCAAAGAAGCAGUACAAGAUGAUAUGCCAUGUCUUUGAGUCGGAAGAUGCCCAGCUUAUCGCUCAGUCCAUCGGCCAGGCGUUCAGCGUAGCUUACCAGGAGUUCCUGAGAGCCAAUGGCAUUAACCCUGAGGACCUGAGCCAGAAGGAGUACAGCGACAUCAUCAACACCCAGGAGAUGUACAAUGAUGACCUCAUUCACUUCUCCAACUCUGAAAACUGCAAAGAGCUGCAGCUGGAGAAGAGUAAAGGGGAGAUCCUGGGUGUGGUGAUAGUGGAGUCCGGCUGGGGCUCCAUUCUGCCCACAGUUAUCUUAGCCAACAUGAUGAACGGCGGGCCAGCGGCUCGUUCUGGCAAGCUCAGCAUCGGAGACCAGAUCAUGUCCAUCAACAACACCAGCCUAGUGGGGCUGCCACUCGCCACAUGUCAGGGAAUCAUUAAGGGCUUGAAGAACCAGGUUCAGGUGAAAAUGAACAUUGUCAGUUGCCCUCCUGUUACCACCGUCCUCAUUAAGAGACCAGAUCUAAAGUAUCAGCUGGGUUUCAGUGUCCAGAACGGCAUCAUAUGCAGUCUGAUGCGAGGAGGCAUCGCUGAGCGAGGUGGGGUCCGCGUGGGUCACAGGAUCAUAGAGAUCAAUGGGCAGAGCGUGGUGGCCACAGCACAUGAGAAGAUCGUCCAGGCCCUCUCGAACUCUGUUGGCGAGAUUCACAUGAAGACGAUGCCGGCAGCCAUGUUCAGACUUCUAACAGGACAGGAGACUCCUAUGUACAUAUAAACGAUGGCCAGGGACCGUUCCACAGGACAGGCCAUCAGCUGUGAUUGGUUAUCAUACGGGGCAAACCAAGCUGACAUCAGUGACGGGGCAGAGGAUCACUUCUCCCUGUCCUCUUUUUUUCUGCCUAUUUUCGUUGAGCUGAUGACUUCAAGUCUUCAUCAUCUCUCCUUUGUCUGUGCUUAACAUGCAAUGGCCAUUUUAUUGACAUGAGAUGCUUUUUCCAUCUGACCAGCUGAAGAGACAGCGUGUGUGUGCGUGUGUGUACGUGUGUGUGUGUGUUAUUUAUUUGUCUUGUCUGUGCUUUUCAGUGUCACAUCAGUAAGAACAUGUGGACGGACUUAUCGAGUGAAUGCGUCACAAUUUAUUUUUUUAUAUCCAUGUAAUGCAAUAUGAUACUUCUACUAUACUCCUUGUAUAGUUUCAUUUUCUUCUCUGUUUAUUUAUUUCUCAUGUAAAUACAUAUUUUGCUAAUAUUGCGAGUGAAGGCGGUUGAGGGGGAGGAGCCACAGCUGCAUUGUAAAUAUUUAUUGAAUCUCACUAUUGAAUUGAAAGCGGUCCGCCAUGAUGGCAACGACACAAUUAAAUGCCGGAUGUCGUAGUAGUUGCCAGUGAAAAGGGGAAUGAGUUAAGUGUUUGGGUUUAAAUAUGCUACGUUGAUAUGAUGUACAUGUAAAUCAAACCAAUGCUCGCAGCAGGGGUUUAUGGGAGAAACGCCAUAUCCUUUUAAUUUCCUUCAUUUAACGGCAAUACACGAGUUCAACCUUCGGAGUCUUUUCUAAAUCUCAUGUACAAACACUCACAAACAUUUAAACAACAAGCAGCCGAGUAAAACUAUUAACAUGCAUCAGUUAUGCUUUUGAUAUCAAAGUCACAUGUAUGAAAAAUGAAGUUUUCUUUUGUGUGCUACUCUACUGUAUGUUCAUCUCUAGUGUUCCUGACUGAAACUCAUGCCUACUAUGAGUGGAUUGUGAAUGUAACUGUGUUGUGUGAGCUGUCCCAUUGCCAUAAGCAGUAUUAGAAUGUCUGUACAUAAAGAGAAACGUGUCUAGUAUUGUGCUCAUGUUAAAACAAAAAGGAAACACACAGGUUUAGUCACUGCAAACAUCUUCCCACCUGUAUGUUGGCUUUCAGUCUCGAGAGGGAAAGAACAGAACUGUGAAUCACACACACUGUGACAGAAACGAGCCUUACCGCCAGGUAAUGCUUUUACAAUGCAUUGUAGUAAAUUUUAACCAUAUGAACAUUAUCUGUGUGCAUGCCUCGUAUAGUAGUUUCAUGUCAUUGUGGCAAGAUAAUAAAAUCUGAGCUAAACCUGG
Epinephelus lanceolatus (giant grouper) is the source of this 4202-nucleotide messenger RNA. NCBI's taxonomy places the organism in Eukaryota, Metazoa, Chordata, Actinopteri, Perciformes, Serranidae. The record is from RefSeq and is a predicted model, not a curated record.